AUGGUGGUGUCUCACUGGCAACAGCUUCUCAUCCCUUCUCUAGUUACGGUAGCACUAGCUACUUCGACUGCUGGAAUGUCAUCAUCGUCAUAUACCUCCUCCUCAAGCGAAUACGCAGAUGUUGGCUAUCGCAUCCCAGUUCCCGCGCUUAUAGCUCACGGCUUCAUGAUUAGUUUUACCGUUGGCGUAUUCCUCCCACACGGUGCCAUGAUCAUCCAGGUAAUGCCUUGGACCAAUAAAGUGACUCGGCUUUAUGCACCAAUACAAGCGCUCACUCUUGCUAUGAUCUUAUUUGGGAUGGGCGUUGGCAUCUACCUAAGUGUCACCACAACAAAGAUAAGUUAUUAUCAUCCCAUCAUCGGCUUCAUUUAUGUUGGACGGUUGUUGCUCUUCCAACCUCUUGUGGGUCUCUAUUCACAUCUUCAUUUCCAGGGGACCGGUGCUAAGAGUGUGUUGGCCUAUGUUCAUUGUUGGUGGGGUAGGAUUAUGGUUAUACUUGGCAUUAUCAACAGCGGCUUGGGGUUCAGGCUCGCAGGAAUUUAG
Messenger RNA from Penicillium manginii, 543 nucleotides. Its product is annotated as cytochrome b561 domain-containing protein. Lineage: Eukaryota; Fungi; Ascomycota; Eurotiomycetes; Eurotiales; Aspergillaceae. The record is from RefSeq and is a predicted model, not a curated record. The coding region runs from base 1 to 543 and encodes 180 amino acids. The transcript has a single exon.